This is a messenger RNA of Parus major (Great Tit), 2792 nucleotides long. RefSeq names its product ubiquitin conjugating enzyme E2 F (putative) (gene UBE2F). Bases 177 to 746 code for a protein of 189 amino acids. Gene Ontology annotation, molecular function: NEDD8 transferase activity. Gene Ontology annotation, biological process: protein neddylation. The transcript has 10 exons. Lineage: Eukaryota; Metazoa; Chordata; Aves; Passeriformes; Paridae. Gene Ontology annotation, cellular component: nucleus. The record is from RefSeq and is a predicted model, not a curated record.
GAUCUCCGCUGAGGGAGGAGGAGGAGGAGGAGGAGGAGGAGGAAGGAGGAGGCGCCACCGCCGCUCCCCCCCGGGCCGGCGCCGGGGAUGGUGUUGGCCGCGGCAGCCGGGCCCUGACGCCGCGCUCAGGUGGGAAGCAGCAGUAAUGCUAACGCUGGCAAGCAAGCUGAAGCGGGAUGAUGGUGUCAGAGGCCCCCGUGCGUCCAACCCAGCGUCUGACUCCACUCGCAGGGUGUCUGUCCGGGACAAGCUACUCGUUAAAGGUGAAAGAAUAUCUUAAGAUAUGUUGGGAUUUACUGUUUUCAGAGGUUGCAGACCUUGAAGCUAAUUUACCUUGUACAUGUAAAGUGAAUUUUCCUGACCCAAACAAGCUCCAUUACUUUCAACUAACUGUAACCCCAGAUGAGGGCUAUUACCAAGGGGGAAAGUUUCAGUUUGAAACUGAAGUUCCUGAUGCCUACAAUAUGGUGCCUCCAAAGGUAAAAUGUUUGACAAGAAUCUGGCACCCAAACAUUACAGAGACAGGAGAAAUCUGCCUAAGUUUAUUGAGAGAACACUCAAUUGAUGGCACUGGCUGGGCCCCAACUAGAACCUUAAAGGAUAUUGUCUGGGGGUUAAACUCUUUAUUUACUGAUCUUUUGAAUUUUGACGAUCCUUUGAAUAUUGAGGCUGCAGAGCAUCAUUUGCGUGACAAGGAGGACUUUCGGAAUAAAGUUGAAGAUUACAUUAAGCGCUACGCGAGAUGAUGAAGGGAGAUGGAUGGCAGCAGCACAGCUCCACUCCAGGGUUAUCCUUACUUCAACAGCAGCCAAACCAGCCCGGAUUGUACCAGUCCUGUGUUCAUGUUGUACUGAAGAAGAAAACUAACUUCAUAACCUGUUCAUGUUCAAAGGAGAGUUCAGCAUAAAUACAGCGAGAAAUUGUGUCUGUUGGUUGAAAAAGUUGUCUGCUUCCUUUUACAAAUGUUUACUCUUCUGAACUGUACUGUAUAUCCUGUUGAUGAGAUAUGCUUGAGAAGUUAAAAGAAAUCACUAUUGAAAUUGUAAUUACACUUUUUUUUUUUUUUUUUUUUUAAACUCUUGCCUAAUCUGGAGGGGGGAAGGAAAAAGAAAAACAAACCCAAAAAUGCCAAGCAGAAAAGGUGGCGUGUUUUUUGGAACACUUUGAGUUGGCAAUAAAUGGUCUCCUGUGAACCAAAUCACAAAACUGUUGCCUUUGAUGAGCAAAAACAAUAUGAGCUUUUUCUAAGAGUCACUCAGCUGAGGCUUAGAGCUUGCCAGAGUAGAAGUGCAAAAUGAGAUUCUACUUCUGGUAUUGAAAUUCUGAAUGCUAUUUAAUGUAAGUAUGUUUGUGUCACAGUUUGGAAUUUUUACAUUGUUAAUUUUGGGGCCUGUUUGGGCUACAGUAUUUGGUUUUGGUUUUUUUUUUUUUUUUUUGUUCGUUGUGUGAAGUAGUUGAAAGAAAUACAAGCUAAUAUGUAACUUAAGUACAUGUUUAGUAUUAGUAAAAUUAUAUAUAUAUAUAUAAUAUAUAUAUUUCUGUGAAAAAAUUAAUGAAAAGAAGAUCUUUUCUUUUAAAGAAAUCUGCCUUUGGCUUUCCAGUGUGGAUGUGGUGAGGGAGCAUCAGAUGCUGUUUGAUCUAAAGAAGGUAAAUUUAGGCAUAGGCAGCAUUACCUGGAGAGCACCUAAUUGUGUUCUCCAGAUUCCUGCACUGAAAGGGAAUGACACAGCUGGAACCACAACACAUUUCCCCCCACUUGGGCACACCUGUCUUUCUGGAUUUGGAAGGAUGUGAUGUUGCAAUUGCCUUUUCUGUCAGGAGCUGGAUGGCACUGAGAGCCUGCAGAGGAGAGCGGCACGUACCUCAGGAGCAGCUUCAGUCCGCGUGCCAGAGCUCCCUGGGCAUCCUCCAGGGUCAGAGGAGCUUUUAUAAACCAGAGAAAUAUAAAUGCAUGUGUGGCUUCACACAGAGCAAGUGUGUGUGUGACCCUCGGGCGUUGACUGUUGGGGUUUUAUCCCCCCUUCAUUCUUCCCUGCUGUUCCUCUGCUGCAGGUGCUGGAGGGCAUUAAAAGAAUCUCCAUCACGGGCACAGCAGAGCUGGGGUGCAAACUGUAAGCAUGAAACUUGGUGUUGAGUUUUCCCUGUGCCUUUUCCUUUACAGCUUCACAAGCUCUUGUAGCUGUUGCUGGAGGCCUGGGAAAGCAGGGAGGUGAAAUGCAGGGAUUGGCAUGCAGGAGGAGAGCUUCAGCUGCAGAUAAUACAAGGAAACACAGAUCAGCCCAGUAUUUUCAGCAGGCAACUGCAGUGAGAAAUCUUUGCUGCCAAAACAAUUAUGUCAGCAAAGGUAAGGAGUAAAACACUCACAGACAUAGCAAGGUUGGGAAAUACAUCCAGUUUUUGCUUAUGGCAAUAGAAGGAUUCUCUUUGAGUCGAAAACUCAACCAGGUUGUUGUAACGAAGUAGUUCUUGCUGUAGAGGCACCCUGGUACUGUUAGCACAUUCCAUCCUUCAGGAGGAGGGGUCACAGUCCCCAUUUCUUGGCCUGUCACCAUGGAUGGCUCCCUACUUAGGCCAGAAGCUGCUGCUGCUGUGCCCAGGGCAGAGCAAAGCCAGGGUGCUGCUCGGGGGAGCCAGGGAGUGCUGUGUUGGGGUACCAGCAGCCCUGGGAGCACAGAGCUGCAGCCAUCAAAGCCAUCCCUGCCUCCCAGAACGUUCUUGUUUAAUCCCUUCCUUGUAUUGUUUCUUGCCUGGAGGAACUGAGCAGAACAAUAAAGUUUUUGGAUACUGUUAAA